This is a messenger RNA of Linum tenue, 1071 nucleotides long. NCBI's taxonomy places the organism in Eukaryota, Viridiplantae, Streptophyta, Magnoliopsida, Malpighiales, Linaceae. The record is from the annotation of a GenBank genome assembly.
AUGCUAGCGCUGAAGGCACUAUCGACUUCCCGUCUCGGAAAUCGAUGGUUGAUUCCGGUGGGGGUUUUCCCCAUUUCCCCCUUCUCUGAACUGGCAGGAAGGUCAACAAAUUCAAGCUCUACAUGUUUAGUUGACUGUCUGAUUACAAAAUUCGAAUUCCCUGAAACCAAAGCCCUCUCCAUCGCUGCUCGAAUUCCCCGUCUCAAAUCUUCCCAAAAGCCCCAAGCUUUGUUCGCGUUCCUGCGAGGCCUAGGGUUCUCUCUUGACUGUAUUCAGUCUACUGUCUCUGGGGCUCCGCAGAUUCUGUUCGCUAACGUUGACAAGAACCUUAAACCCAAGAUCGAGCUGUUUCAGAAAUUGGGUUUCGAGAGUCCUCGUCUUGUUAAGUUCCUCUCUAAGAAUGGUGCUGUGUUUGCUGCUAGUCUGGAGAAGAAGCUGCGUCCUCGAGUUCAUAUUUUGCUGGAAACUUUCCAUCAGAAGGAUAGCUAUGGCAUUGUUGGGUCUCAGCUCUCGAUGCUGUUGAAGAUGCAGCCUAGGUUGUUCAUUAGGACAGAUUGUCAAGUUAGAGACAUUGUUUCGAGGACGUUGGGUUUGGGGUUUUCAGUGGAAUCACGGAUGUUUAUAUAUGGGUUGUCUGCUGUUAGUGCCUUCAGCGUUGCAACACUUGACCGGAAGUUUGCUGUAUUCGAGGGUUUUGGGUUUUCAAGGAGUGAAUGCAUUGCAAUGUUCAGAAGAGGUCCGACCGUGCUGGGUCGCUGUGAUGAGAAGUUAAGUUCUGGCGUGGAUUUCUUUUUGAACACCGUGAAUCUGACAAAGGAGAUGGUGGUUCGUAGUCCUGCACUGUUGAUGUAUAGCAUGGAGGGAAGAGUUAUUCCUCGAUAUCGAGUUUUGAAGACUAUGGAAUCAAAGUUUCUGUUCAAGAAGAAGCCAAGCUUUAGCACUGUUAUGACUCUUACAAAUGAAAGAUUCGUGGAAAAGUUCAUAUUCAUGUAUCCAGAACAUUCAGAGGAACUAUUAAUUGUUUACAAUGGUCGCAAUGUGGAUUCCUCUGCAGAUGCAGCUUAUUCAUAG